GUUCACGCAAAUUACAUGACAUACACUUCUUCGUCCUUUUUAUUUUCGAACAAAUCUGUGAGCGGAAUAUGUUUUCAAAGCGUCUAGUUUUGAGCCAGAGAGGCUGUCGUGCGGCGUUUUUCGGGCUUCAGAAUGUUCAAAGAGGCUUCGCUGCUUCUUCAGGUAUAGUUCUAUGCUCUUUUUAGACUGGUUUUUCAGACUGGUUGAAGGUCGGCCAAACGUGCACGACCUCUUGGGGUUCGGCAGUCACAAUUCCUUACAAGAUCGAACGUAUUAGAGGAACGUUGUUGACAGAGAUGAGUUUAAAACUAACUCUGGGUUCAUAGAAACUUCGUAUGCAACGAAAGCUAGGUAAAGUCCUUGUAUAUGCGCAGUUGUUGUUAAAGCACUAGAGCUGAAAUCAAAUUCAAAAUUAAGCGCUUACUUUAAAGGAAGUUUCGGUCAUCGGUGGUCCUCGCAAGCCUUUGAUUCUAGAGAAAAACAUCGUAAUUGCACUACCGAAUCGGUACAGAUGGGAGAGAGAGAGCGAAUUAAACAGAUUAGUAAUGGUGAUAUGAUUUAGUGGAGUUUAGUUCGGUCCGUGAUAUAUGAAUGAUCAUUCCACGACUGUGAAGCGGCAGACGACCGAUUUAUCAAUCACGAGUAAGACUAUUGACAGAACUGGACGUCUUAUCAACAGUUAAUCAAAACUAUGUCAAAAUUUGACAUGUAAACAAGCCAUCGAGCAUGCUAUUCCAUAAAUGAAACAACCGUUCAAUUGGCUAAAUUAGCGGCAACAGCGCACACACGACGUGUACUGUCCAAUUCUAUAUGUAGAAGCAUGAUGCGAAUAUUUUCCAAUUACAAUGUUCAGUUACAAGCAUGAUGGUCCUAUAUUAAUAAUGGUGACAGGACUGAGUGCAGUCUGUAAUCAUACAAUCAUACAAGUGUUUAACAAAAUUGGAUGACCCCAACGGUCACUUACACCCAUAACACAAACAUUGUCCUUUAUUUGCUAAUGGCACAGACUAAGAGGAGUCCAUUUUGGUAUCUCAUGAUACAUUUACUAGUGAUUAAGGCUAGCAGGGACUGCUUCAGUCAAAUUAAAAGCUUCAAGGAAUCACAAAAUUUCAUUUUAUAUUUUGUCAAUUGUCCAUAUAAACUUGAUUCAAGGGAUGUCUGUACCCGGUAUUUGAACUUUUGAAAUUAUUAAGGUAAUUCUAGCUGUUUCAUUGCUACAAUAGAGAGUCACUCCCUGGUAUAACAUGGGCUUAUUUUAAUUUAAGAGAGUGACCUUCAGGUAUGCAUGCAAGUCAUGUAUUGUGGCACUGUUUUUUCAUUGGUUUGAAUUUCGAUUCAUUUUUGCAGAUGCAAGGUUUUGUUUAUCUGUGAGUCUAGUGACUCUGAACUGAAGCAAAUUGCAAGUCAAACAAUAUGUGAAAUUAAAUCAAACAGCACAGAAAGUUUCAUUUUGAGAUUUAAGAACAAUGAUAGUAACAAAUAUUUGUUUGGGUUCCUAGGACCUCUACUGCAAAAGACGGCACCUCUUGAUCCAGGACUGGGAAUGCCACAAUGUGAUUAUGAACCUGAACAGUACCAGGUGGUACACAUUAAAUUAAUCUUAAACCAUACUUAGUAUAGUUCAGCUCUCACCAUGCCAAUGGAGACUGUAGUUCUAAGUCACAAAGACAUAUCUGGAGUUAAUUUUUUUUUUACCUGCAAAGGAUGAGCAACAAAUCAAUCUUCAAAGUUGAAUAGCAAGUUGAGAAGCCUUAGGUUAAAGUCUCAAAAGUAAUUUAAUGUGUUGAAAAGGCCUUAAAAUAAGCCUUCCAGGUGGGGAUUGCUAAAAAAAAGUUAAAACAUAUGGCUUCUCUGCCCUAUUAAAGACAAACUUGUUAAUUAGGCUUUACUUUCAGCAUUCCAAGUGUUUUGAAUUUGUAGAGAACUCAUUGGGAUCUAUUUGUCUUUUCAUUAAAUUGUGUAUAUUUAUCACCUUUGUUUGAGUGAUAUGUAUGUGUAUGUGUGAACUCUACUGUUACUUUUUUAUUCCUAAGAUCUCAUUAAUAAUUCUCUUUAAUGUCUGCCAUAUAAUUCAUAGGAUGUUAGUUUGGAGAAUUUGUAGUUGGAUCAACUACAAAUUUCUCUUUAUUCUCAUCACUUGUCUGCUUGUCUUGAAUUGAUAUUGUAAGGAGAAAUUCUUUCUUGGUCACUCAUGCAAAUUAAAGGGGUGAUCAACACGUAAAUUCUCAAUUUUGAUAUGCUCUCAGGCAGACAUGUAAUGAGAAUUUAUAGUAUGAAUCAAUGAUAGAAAAUAGCUUUGAUGUAACUUUAAAUUAUUAAAUAAAGGUGUGUUUGUUUGCUCUGAUUUAUCAGGGAAUCUCAUUUGAACAUGCUAAAGAAGUGAGGAAAACCUAUCUGAAUCCAGCUUUGUUUUCAUAUUACAAGGAACCAGUGUUUAUUUGCAAGGUACAGUUAUGGAUUUUCACAGAUAUACUCAAGUCAGGACAGCACAUUGUUAUUGUGUUUCCUUACCACACCCCAAUUAAUCAUGGUCCUUUUUAGAAAAGAAACUCUCAUGACGAGUCUCAUGAAACUUUGUGAAGAUGACAAGCACUUGUAAAAUUUUUUUAGCUACACCCUAUAUACUGGUCAGGAAUAAAUUUGAUCAGCUUAUUCAGGAGAACCCUGAUUUGCAUGUAUAUCACAUACUUUUAUUGCCUAAAGUGUGUGAUUCCCAAACUAGUUUCUUUUAAGACCUGGUUAGUUGAUCACCUUACAAUAAUCUCCCAGAAAAUGAUAAUUUUUGAGGGACAGCUAGUCCUGGCAGAUUACCCCACCUAACUGUGGUUAUUUCAAAUGCCACCACUCACUGAAUUAAAUAAUUGUUAUUAAUUAUAAAAGAUCAUUUAAUACCCAACUGCAAUAAAAAUUGCCCUAGACUUCUUAACAUGUUGUGAUUUUUAGGGUCACAUGCAGUGGCUCUGGGACAGUGCUGGAAAAAGAUACUUGGAUUUAUUUGCUGGUAUUGUGACAGUCAGUGUAGGACAUUGUCAUCCGUAAGUUUUGGUGAAUUGUUGAAUUAUCUUAGAAAAUUAACUGUAGACAGUAGUCAAGACUGGUGCUUGCUUACAUCUUCACUCCCUGAGGCACAACCAAAAAAAUGAAGUUCUUCUGAUGAUAUUCAUGUGUUUUUAAGCACUGAAAGAUGAUGGUAUGGAAGGGAAAUAUCAUUGAGGGGAUAUCAUUCAAUUUCUCUGAUCUACAUUAAAUUAACAGAAAUGUGUGGUAGAGAGUACUGAGAAUUAACUUUUAAAUCUUGGGUAAGAAAGGGUUAAGAUAAUUUCUAGUAGUGGGGUUAUACAAUACAUUUAAUCUUGUGCUUAAUAUAUAUCUCCAUGUCUGAAUAGUCAGGAAGCUCUCCAGUUUAUGAUAGCUGAUAAAAAUAUCUGUUGUUCUUCAGUCAUGUGACCAAAGCUGCAAAAGACCAAUUGGAUAAAUUGUGGCAUACGACUAACAUAUAUUAUCAUCCAACCCUCCAUGAAUAUGCAGAGCUUAUGGCAUCAAAACUUCCUGGAAACCUUAAGGUAAACUGAAACUAGGGUUUUUAGAUAAUAAAUAGGUUCAGUAAAUUUUGGUUGUUCAGUACUUAGUAUUUAAAUGAAAGGGGUCUCUGAGAAUAUUAGAAGGUAAUGGGGUUGGGUUCAUUAGAGCCAGUGUAGAUAUCCUGUUAAUAAACAAUUUGCAACAUCUAACAAUGUUUCCCUCAACUUCAGUGAGUUCUAUUUUAGUGUUGUAACUCUCAUUGAAUGAGAUACAAUUCUGUAAAGGGUUUCGUGGUUUCCUGAAAUGUUAAAUGUCAGGAAAUUGGUCAAUUAAUUAUCCAUUUAUGCAUGAUCACUCUGAUAAGACUCACAAUGUCAAUUAAUUUAACACUGAAUAUUCAACUUAGAAGGAAUUUAGGCAGCCAAACUUUAUUUUUCAGUGCAUCCCUUAAUCACUGUUUUGGUUCAUUCAUUAAUUCCAUUUUUAUUUGAUUGUGUCUUUGUAAGUUUAUUUUUAUUUUACAAAGUGUGAUCUAAUCCAACCCUGAGAUUUUUUUAUGACAGACUCUUCCUUUAAUUGCCUGUGAUGUUACAACUAGGAAGAUAUUGUUGUUUACUAUGAACAAGGCAGAUCCAUAGCUCUCUUGAGCUACAGUGUAGCUAGUCAGGUUAUUAGGUAGGGAAAUAUGCUUUGAGCCUUUUUUUCCUUUUAAAAAUAGACAGUGUGUGACUGUGGUAAAUAAUAUCAUUGAACGAUGCUGACCAUGACUGAUUUGUGUCAAAAUUUCAAAGGCUUGUAUGGUGUUUUAUUGAGUUGCUUGACAUUUAAAAUCUUCUACCUUUGACUAUUUGAGUUGUUUUGCCCACUGACCAAAGGCAAACAACAUCCUCUAGCUUAGAAAGAUUAUUAUCAUUGGGCUUGAAGACAAAUAAAAAUGGCAUUUACUACUUCUGUUCAAGCAAACCUGCGAGAAUGGCAGGAUCAAUAUGUAAUGCCCUAAAUUUUUGUGCACAGAAGUAUGUACAUAGUGUAGUUCAAGAGAAUCACCUUAAUUGUCUUGCUGUAGUUAUACAAUAAUUGGGAUCCAAAUUUUAUGUACAUUUUAUUUUUUCAUUUUAGAAUUUGCAGGAAGUUCUUUCUUUUUCACCAGGUGUGCUACUUUGUAAACAGUGGCUCAGAAGCUAAUGAUAUGGCCAUCAUGAUGGCAAGAGCUCACACUGGAAACUUUGAUUUCCUUUCUCUCAGGUAAACUGUGCAGUGAUAAACACUAAUAAAAACUCCCAAGAUCUGAUUUUCAACUCUCCCCUCUAACUGAUACACAUUUCCUUGCAAAUUAGUUACAAGAAUUUGGUGUUAAUUCAAGAAAACCAUUUUCUACGUAAUAAGUUUGAGUAUGCUCAUUAACCAUUUACUGGAAAAUUUAUGGAAAUUCUAGGGAGAAGUUACAUGUUAAUCACUUUUGGGAGUUGAAGGGUUGAAAGUGAUGACAUAGCAUUAGAAAUGGUUGACCUUUUAAACUCACAACAUAAUAAUGAUUGUGAUAAUUUCCCUUUCAACGUCUUCAGCCAUGCUCUUAGCUCAUCAGGGACAUCUACCGACCCCAAACUUAGUAACAAAAAAAGGAAAGAAAUCACCUGAUGUGUUCAAUAUAUGGAUAUGUUGAUUUGAACUGUGUUGAAAUUAGCAGGAUUCAUUUGGUUUCUUUUAUGGCUUUGUAAUAGAAAUGCAUAUCAUGGUGCCAGUCCAUACACUCUGGGAAUUCUUGCUCACAGCACAUGGAAACUCAAUGUCCCCGUGGGAUUUGGAUAUUUUCAGGUAAAUGGCAAAAAGAAGUUACAUGUAAAUGUAAUUUGGUAACGUCUACAGUUUUUGUUUCAAUGUCAAUAUUCUCAACUCCUUCUGCUCAGCUGGGUUGUAAUGUUUUUAAAACGCUUAUCUCCCCAGACUAUGAACCCAGAUGUGUACCAAGGACCCUGGGGCGGAGCUAACUGCCGUGACUCAAUAGCGCAGGUUGAUGGGAAUUACCGCAGUGUUUGGUGUAACUCACUUUAUCAUUGUUUCAUUGUCCAUUCCUGUUCAAUUCAUUCAUUCAUUCAUCCAUCUACCAUCUAUUAAUUCAUUCAUUAAUUAGUUCAAUUUUUCGUUUCUCGUGCUUCAUUCGUUUGUUAAAUCCACUCGUUUAUUUAUUUAUCUCUAAUUUAUUAAAUUUAUUUAUUCAUUUAUCGACAGACGGACAGAACAUGUAAUUGUGCGGCAGGUAAACCUUUCUUGAAACAAACGAAAAAAAUUCUAUCAAUAGAUAUGUGUGAGGAGCUUUUUCAUUUUCGAUGAAGUGAUGUCGAGUACACCAUCUAACCAAAACAUUUGUAUCAAUACAGGUCAGUGUAUGGCUUCCAAGAUGUAUGUUGAUCAGCUGAAAGAUGUCCUGGUGCAUUCGACUUCAAAAAAGGUUGCAGGAUUCAUAGCUGAGCCUAUUCAGGUUAGAAUCCUUUUCCCAACUUCUGAGUCGUUUAUGUAGUAGUUAAGAACAUUUUCCGACUUGACAUAAGAAAAUUUUGCAUGUAUGACGUAGAUGUGUGGAUACCAGCGCCCCAUCUGAUUGGUUCUUUCUUGCGAAGCGUAAGCGAAAAUCAUACUACAACCAAUGGCAGUUCUUUAUAAAAUCACGUCAUCAGUGGAGAAUUUUUGAACAUUUUGGUCUUAUUUUGAGCAUGUAACAUAUGUAGGUUCUUAAGUUAAGCGACGAUUUACUCGAGUGAGACAUAAAAUUAUAAUAUGGUAGAUAAUUUAGUGUUAACAACUGAGUUAAAAGCGUAAAUUGGCCACCGUAAAGAGUUAAAAGGCUGACGUUUAGAGCGUUUUCGUCAACGCGAUUGACGCUUUGCCGAAGGGCUAACGCUCGAAAUGUCAGCUUUUAAACUCUUUACGGUGGCCAAUUUACGUUUUCAACUCGGUUGUUAGCACUAAAUUACCUGCUAUGCUCUCCCACCGACGCAGCACUAUAGAAACUUACUCUCUUGAGAAAUUAAUGUGAUCUCUUCAUUAGGGUGUCGGAGGUUCCGUUCAGCUUCCCAAAGGUUUCCUGAAGGGUGCAUACGAGCUUAUACGUGAAAGAGGUGGUGUGUGCAUAUCAGACGAGGUACAGGGUAACUUUUAUUUCUUCAUAACGUAUGCGUUUCGUCUAGCCACUACUUUCCGAGAGAAGUGUUUUCUUAUCUUUUGUUUUUUGGGUAUGCGUAGGUUCAGACUGGGUUUGGUCGUCUUGGCAGCCAUUACUGGGGUUUUGAAACCCAGGGUGUUGUUCCAGAUAUCGGUAAGAUUUUAAAGAGAAACAUUGAUUCUCUGGCUACAAGUUUUUUCCCUUCUCCCUCCCCAUUAAAAUAUUUGUUGACUUGACAAGUAGUUAUACAAAGCGGGUACUGACUCAUUUUGAAAUUUCACAUGGUCUCUUUGUGAAAUUCAAAUACAUUUUGAAUACAUCUGAAUUCGUGUGGGGAAAUAACACAAAAAUAGUUGGAGAUCGUUUGCAUGAAGAACUGAACUCAGACUGUCAUACUCUUCUCAUUUAUAAAGACAAUUGUUACAGAAGAAAAAAUCAAGGCACUUUUCUUUGCGAGAAGAUACAAUAUUGAUAUUUGAAAAAUCUUCACACAAACAGUCAACAAGAUUGAGUGGUUGAUUCAGGCGUGAUGAUGGGUGAUAAAGCAAAGGCAUGACUUUCAAUUUCACACACUGUAACUUGUGACAUUUUAAAAUAUUUUAAAAACCAGCGUAAAUGACUUUGAACUUCACAGAGUGACAGUUGCGUGAAAUGUAGUUGAAUCUCACGGAGAGAUCCUGUGAAAUUUCAAAAUGAGUCAGAACCCGCUUUUUAUAACUACUUGACAGAAAGUCUUCUGAGAUCCGCAUAAUAAGUGAAACUCCGGAAGUUUACAACCUCGUCCAUAAAAUGCUUUGCUUUCGAAAGAAUGGUACAAAUUGGACGGGAAAGGACCUUAUUUUGCGGUGGAUUUACAUUUGUUUUCUAUCUCUUUUUUUGAUUAGUAACGAUGGCUAAAGGUAUUGGAAACGGUUUUCCAAUGGCCGCUGUCAUCACUACACCAGGUAGGAUUUGCAUACAUUAGUUACCAUCAGAUAGCGUGAAAGGUGGAUCUUUUUCCCCUUCAUUGCUUAAUUUGAAUGCCCGAUACCCUCAAAAUUCGUAUGUAAUUUCUUCCUCUUCUUCAGAAAUUGCCCACAGUUUUGCCCAAGCCGUUCAUUUUAACACAUUUGGUGGAAACCCUGUGGCUUCAGCAGUAGGAAAAGCUGUAUUAGAGGUACUGCCCCAGGAAGUGUUCCAAUUUGCGACUGAGACUGUUUUCGCUGUCCUUAAGAGAUGUGUUUUCGAGUUUCUAACAGCUAAUUUACUUUCAAUGGAAGAUUUACUUUCAUUGGCCAAUAUUUAGCUGAAUAAAGUCUAUUUCAAUUCUGAUUGGUCAGAAAUGUACUGCGGCGGGUGGUUCCUCAGAUUUCCCGCCUUUUAAUGAUGCAUGCGCAGCGGAUGGAGUCUGCUAUUUGCUUGUUGUUACGUAGUCAGUUUCGGAUCGGCACGAGAUCCCUUUUUAACUUUCCUUGUUGAGUUGUUGAUUCUUCAAUCGGAUUUGCCGGAGAUGUUUAUCGAAGUGAAUUUUUUUUUCGUAUUUCUUUGCUGUAAUUUCUCUUUAACCAAAGAUUUGACCAAGCAGCCAACUUUUUCUUCCCUAAGGCUAUUGAUGAAGACGGUGUACAAAAGAACUGUGAGGUCGUGGGAACAUACUUCUUAGAAGAACUGCUUCAACUUAAGAAAGAGUUCCCGGAUGUAAUCGGUGACGUCAGAGGGAAGGGUUUGAUGAUUGGCGUUGAGUUUGUCACAGAUAAGGUGAGAGUUCAAUUUAUUCCCCAUUAUUUGGGUGGGAAUACGAAUCAUUCUACGGUCUUAAACAUUUAAGAACACGAAGAUCGUUUCAAUUUCCUAGGAAUCAAAGACACCAUUGCCUCCCGAGAAAUUCGUCCCAAUCUGGGAAGAUUGUAAAGACAUGGGAGUUCUUGUCGGAAAGGGUGGACUGUAUGGAAAUGUGAGUAUUCACUUUAGAGAUAUUAAUAUCAUCCUUGUCCUUUGUCUUUGUCGUUGCUUUGAUAAUUUAGUUUUGUUCCCAUUAGACGAGUAUCACUCUCGUUAUACGUUGAUUCGAAUUCAAAUAAUUUCUGGUACACAGUGCCUGUCUUAUUCUUCUCUUCUUUAAGUCAUGGCAUCUGCUGUAUGACAGCGCAACUCAUUUUGUUGCCCGCCCUCACGCACGCACGCACGCACUUGUCUUCCGCACUGGAAGAACGCGCGUCUCUCAAGGGUUUAAACAAAUGACUUCCUUAUUUUUCAUAAGAAUUUAGUUUUUCAACUGAUGGGUGUUUCAGUAAUUAUUGUGCUUAAAUUCAGACAUUUUUUAAUAUUUUUUUGCCUUAGGUAAUGCGUAUUAAGCCCCCAAUGUGUAUAACCAAAGAGGAUGUCGACUUCGGAGUUGCAGUUAUUCGUGCGGCCUUGUCCAAGUACUCGCAUAGCAAAUAAAUAACAAUCGUUGGACUUUUUACGACUACUGUUGGCACCAAUAGUACCUCUGAAUAAGUUGACAUGCCACACCGACUUUACUACAUUCGCAGUAUAGAAUAUCACAACACCGUUCAAGUAUCCCAAUGAUCUGUCAUGUUGUAAAACUAUUUUUUAGAGAAUAUUCGUGAAUGAUAAUAAUUGCCAGUAAAACACGAGACAUCCUGAUCGCAUUGAUAAUCAGUGGGUCCGUGGGUUUUUCAGAGAUCGAUUUUGGGGAUAUUGAGUGUCUUUAACUCUUUUAACACCUAGAAGUGAUGAACAUGUGACUUCUCCCGAUAAUAUCCAUGCAUUAUUAAGGAAACACGUUAUGGAAAAACUCAGACUUAUCAGAUAGAAGUGGCUUUCUUGAUCUAACACCGAAUUAUCGUGACUAAGUGACACAGAAAUGUGUAGCAGCUAGAGGGGAGAAGCAAUAUCAGAUCUUGGUAGUUGUAGGGUUAAAUGCUUCUUAAAAUCAUGGCAAUGCCUCACAUCAAGUGGACGAAAGUGAUUUACCUACAAAUGGUUUCAACGUUGGGUAAUCAAUAAAGAACAUUGAAUCUAUCGCAC
Messenger RNA from Pocillopora meandrina, 9694 nucleotides. The record is from the annotation of a GenBank genome assembly. NCBI's taxonomy places the organism in Eukaryota, Metazoa, Cnidaria, Anthozoa, Scleractinia, Pocilloporidae.